Messenger RNA from Rhinocladiella mackenziei CBS 650.93, 1770 nucleotides. RefSeq lists its product as uncharacterized. The record is from RefSeq and is a predicted model, not a curated record. The transcript has 2 exons. Bases 1 to 1770 code for a protein of 589 amino acids. NCBI's taxonomy places the organism in Eukaryota, Fungi, Ascomycota, Eurotiomycetes, Chaetothyriales, Herpotrichiellaceae.
AUGGUGACAGGAGUUGAGACAGCGGGCAUUGUCCUUGCGGUCCUUCCCUUGGUUGUAAACCAGCUCGAUGCAUACGUGCAAGGUAUCGAAGCUUUGAAGGGCUUUCGGACGAGGCGAUACCGCCGCCAGUUCGAAGAGUACUCGACAAGACUGGGAACUCAACAUGCCAUCUUGCUAAAUACUUUGGAACAGUCUCUCGAAGGCCUCGUCGACUACGAAGAUGAGAUAUCAGAACUCAUCAGCAACCCACGAGGGCCACUUUGGAAAGAUUCGUGCUUCCAGAAGAAGCUGGUUCGGAAGCUCGACCGAAACUACGGCGCCUUCACCAGAACCAUGACCGAGCUUUCAACCUUGCUGGAGACUCUGUCAAAGAAACUGGGGCUUGAAUCUGCGGAUCCAUUAAAGAUAUCCUGGGAUGACGCCAGUGCUGUCGAUCGAGAGAUCAAGAAGUUCAGAGACAUCUUCUCCAAGUCUGUCUAUGCGGAUUUGCUCAACAAGAUCGACAGCGCCAAUGCCUCACUCAAAACUCUCCUAGAGCAGUCGGACUAUCGUCAGGAGAGCCGGCGCAAGCAUCGGAUAUCCAAAAAGCCACUUUUGAAGUACAGAGCAGUUAGAAAGCACGCCGGUAAUCUGUACAAUGCGGUGGUCCGCGGUAAAUAUUGGAAAUGCCCAUGCAAAAAUUCACACUGUGUACACCUUCGAAUGGAGCCGCACGCCCUCGACACCAACGAUGAUCACGACUUGAGUCUGAGUAUACCUAGGCUUCGGAUAGCGUUCUCCACGACAAUAGCUGACUCAAAGGCGAUGACACCGUGGCACUGGGAAGAAGUCGAAACUGUACCAGUUCUGCUCGACGCACCCUCUGCAACACAGAAGGGAGUUUCGAGUUCUCAUCGUGCCGUCUGUCAACGGUCAGCGGAUGACAGAAAGGUUCAGUUUGCGACUACGAACGUAACGACAACGCUGCAGAGUCUUCCUUGGCCCGAGGUCCACGAUGUCCCACCAGAACUUCCCAUAUCCGAUUUUUGCUCGCUACUACUUAGUGCCACAGGCAAGCUGAGGAGUUAUCUCGGCUCAAUCUCGGAUGAAAGCGAUAGCAGUUGCCGGUACAGCUUCUAUUUGAUGGAGAAGCACGAGAAUAGCGUCGAAACACUGUCACUAGAGGACCUGCUGAGCUCCUCAUUGCAUCCCGUUGGAUCGCAUGCCGCUCGCCUAGCCUUCUUAUUUACCAGACGCGACCGGUUGUUUCUAGCAGCAACCCUCGCGUCCAGCGUCCUUCAAUUCCAUGGAAGCUGGCUGAAGAGUUGUUGGCGAAGCCGAGACAUUCUGUUUCCAAAGCCCAAUGGGAGUAGCAAAUCCUUCGUUGAUCAUCCCUAUCUCUCUGGGCAUGAGGUAAGCAAACCGACGACAGCAGAGCCGGCCACCAGGACGAUGGCCAACGCGCUCAUCCGGAGCGAAGUACUGUUCCCGCUGGGACUGGUCCUAGUUGAGCUAUCUUUGUGCCAGUCCAUCUCAGCCUUACGGAUGCCAGAAGACGAAGACACCGUAGAAGCAAUUGCCAACUUCAAGACCGCCUCUCGAGUACUCGACCAGGUCUACUCUGAGAGUGGCUUCCGCUAUGGUGAUGUGGUGAACAAAUGCCUUUUCUGGUCGGAGAUCAGAAACUCAACAGCGGAUGACGAAGAAUUUCAACUUCUCGUCUUUCAAAAUAUUGUAUCGCCGCUGGUCGAAGAUCUAAGAGAUUUUGAAGGAAAGGCUCGUAUUCGUUGA